UAUUACUGGUUUUUACUUCUUUCCACUGUUGUAUUUAAAUGUAGCUACAUUCUCUUUCAUCUCGAGGGGUGAUUUCAGAGUUUCCUUGCCAGAUCUACAGUCCAUCUGCACAUCAUCUACGGCCUUGUGGCAUGAUGUGUGAUUCUGCAGCCUUAUUCUGUGCCAGUAAUUGCUGCCUAACACAUGGUCAGGCGAGAUGUGUGAACCAGGAGCCUAUUUCUGCAGCCUCAAUUCCCAUUUGUAUUCCACAGAACGGGUUGAGACUACUCACAUGUCUGAGACCCACUGAGUAGGACUAGAAGGCUAUUAAAUACACAAACAUUGCAAAAGUGUAAUAUAAGUAAUAUUAAAAAACCCAAAAGAUAGUGUUUAUAGUAAAAUCCUUGGAAACAUUAACAAUAUGGGGGAAAUUUAUUUUCCAUGUAUUAAUUAGGAAAAUACAGAUACCCUUUAGACAAGAUUGAUUGUGAAGAAAAAUGCAGGGUUUUUUUACUUUGUCUGUUUCUUUUGUUUUUUUUAAAUAAACAUAGCAUAAAAUUUAAUUUUAUCUUGGGGUCCUUGUCCAAAAAUUGCUGAAAGCUCAAGAGGAAUUAAAAGCGGGCUUUGUUUUGCAGCUGAAUUAAGAUCUCACGUUACUUCACACUUUCCAGCUUGUUUGUGUUUAUUGUGCCUUGGGAGAGGUGAAGUCAGUUCUGCAGUCAAAUCUGGAAUUUCCUGCAGUCGGGGUGGAAAGGCAAUUUGAAUAUCUUUUUGCUACUUUGAGGAUUUUAAUUUAGUCUCUUUCUCUAAUCGAAAGUAACACCACACGCCAAGAAGUGACAGCUUGUGUCUGUGCAAGUGGACGGUGUUACUGUGCCACCCCUCUGCCGGAGUGUCUGGAGAGAGGCGUGCUCUGAACUACGUCUCCCAGCAGCCCGCGCUCGCCGACUGAAGGAAGUGGUCACGGUGGUUCUUCCUGAACUUAGGGCAGAGAUUUUAAGCCUGAGAAGCGGCGGUCUCCUGACGGUGCUGUCUGACGCAGUUUGACACGACCCGUGUCUCGCCACAAGAAAGAUCCGCUGGGAUGGCGGUGCAGGUGUUGGUCCUGCCUUCCCCCAGGUGUCUGUUCGAUGACGCUGUGCAGAUCCGUGUGGUGGGUCUCCGGCCGCAGCAGGCGGUCACCCUUCGAGCCAGCCUGGUGGAUGAGAGCGGGGAGCUUUUCCAAGCCCACGCUCACUACAGAGCUGAGAGCAGCGGAGAGCUCGACCUCACCUGCUCCCCAGCUCUGGGGGGCAGCUAUUUGGGAGUGGAGCCGAUGGGGCUGCUGUGGUCUCUGCAGUCUAAAACGCCCUAUAAGCGGCUAGCAAAGAGGAAUGUCCUGACCCCUUUCUGUGUGGACUUGGAAGUGUAUGAAGGCCAUGGGGACAUAAGCCGCUUGCUGGGAAAAUGCACCAACGAACGAUGGUUUUUAGGAGAGGGGGUGAAGAGGAUUUCAGUCAGAGAAGGUCGUCUGAAAGCAACCCUCUUCCUCCCUCCUGGACCUGGUCCAUUCCCUGGACUUAUUGAUUUGUAUGGAUCUGGAGGAGGUCUUGUUGAAUACAGAGCAAGUCUCCUGGCUAGCAGAGGCUUUGUGACUCUGGCUCUUGCUUACAUGGCCUUUGAAGAUAUCCCUACUACUCCAGAGAUUCUUGAACUGGGCUAUUUUGAGGAAGCUGUGAACUUUUUGCGGAAACAGCAGCAGGUGAAAGAUACCGGGAUUGGUGUUUUGGGCUUGUCUAAAGGAGCUGAUCUAGCCCUUUCCAUGGCCGCAUUUCUACCUGGCAUCAAGGCAGCUGUCAGCAUAUCUGGAAGUGGUUUUAAUUCCUUCAUUCCCCUGAAGGGGAAUGGCUUCACUAUUCCUCCCCACCCAUAUAAUCUGGAGAGGAUGAAGAUCAGUGAUGAGUCUGGCCUAGUAGAUUUUUCAGAUGUCUUAGAUGAUCACAGGGACCCAACAACUUGGGAUUGUCGCAUUCCAGUGGAGAGGUCCUUAGCCAAGUUCCUGUUCUUGUCGGGACUGGAUGACACAAACUGGAAAAGUGACCUCUAUUGCCAGGAUGCUGUUCAGCGCCUUCAGCAGUGUGGACGGGAAGUGGAGUUUUACUCCUAUUCUGGAGCAGGGCACCUGUUGGAACCACCAUACUUGCCUCUGUGCCAGGCUUCGAUCCACAGAGUGCUUGGGAUGUUUGUGUGUUGGGGAGGGCAGUGGAGAGAGCAUGCUAAAGCCCAAGAAGAUGCCUGGUGCAGGAUACAGGCCUUUUUCCGGCAGCAUUUGAUGGACUCAGACAUCCCUAAGAGCAAGCUAUAGUGGAAGUUGUCAAAGAUGCUGACCAGGGUGUCCCUGAAGCAGCCCACAGACUACUUGCACGCUGUGAGACCUUUGGACACAGCUUUUUGUAUCGCAGUGCAGAUGAUUUACUUUACACAGCUCCGUCCUCCUGGCCAAUCUACUCAGUAACCCUUUGUGAAAAGCUCCAGGGACUCCUGACAGUUUGGAAAUAUAUGGGCACUCCAUGGAGCAAUGUUCUCUAUACUUCUCAAGGCUUCUUGAAAAAAUUGUGGGGUUCUCUUCUCAUAGUUUGCCAUAUAUGUUGUAAGGCUGUGUAUAGCUCAGGAAGAAAAAAGUUCUUUGCUGGAGACCUGAAAGUACCAGGUCCAAUCACGUAUGAGAUUGAACACAAGCGAAAACUGACCCUGAAGCAUUUUGAUACACGUAGAGUAUAACUUGGAGGAAACUGCAGAAGAAAAGUAAUCAAAGUGCCUGUAAGCAAGAAAUGAACCACAGGUACAGAAGACGUGAAACGUCUUUGGCAAAGUAGCUGGCUCUGCAGAAGUAGUGGGUAUUUGAGACUGCAGUGGGUUUUUACUAGGGACUGUGCUGAACAAGGACAUUUCAGUGCAAAUGUGCUCCUGUAACACCAGUGGCUUCUUACUCAGGCAAAACAGUGUCUCAGGAUGGCUUCUGCAAGCAAGGUUAUUUCACAGCCACAGGACAGAAGAGAUGAAAUGGAAGAUGAGAAUAUACAUUGUGUGGUGUAAUUUAGAGAUGACUUUUCUCCAUUUCUUUUUUCUGUUUCCUGUGUGUGUUUUGAAGUCUAAAGGUUUAGAUUUUUUUUUUUAAAUUCAAAACUUAGUUCUCUAAUACACUGCCAGAUCAUUUGUUAUCAAGCUGAGGGAUAAGACCAACGUUUAAUGACAAAAUACAAAUAGUAAAAAUUUUUUUAUAGCAGUAUUUUGCUAAGAAAUUUAUAAUUCUACAAUUUCAGAAAAAAAAUCACUAUUCUGUACUGUUUAGUGCUCCAUAUACAUUAUUCAAAAAUGGAAUCUGAGCCAAAUGUAAUGUUAAGCACAGAGAAAGUGAUACUUUACGUUUGGCAAGAAGGAAGAUUAAUAUUUCCAAUGAACUAACACUCCUUGCAGCAUUUACUGCAAAAUAUCCCUGCUACUUUUCAUUGUCCAGGACAAAAACUAGAAAUGCUAACAGAGUCUUAAAAAAUUGUCCAUGCAAAAUUUGCAUUAAACCUAAAAAUGUCUGGACCCUGACUUUAGAUAGCACUUAGAAAAAUUAAUUAAAUGAGUUACAUUCUAUUUAUAUAGGAUUAUAUCUUUUCAGUGACUUCAGCCGCUGAACUUUCAACAUCUUGUGUUUAGACUGUAAGUAUAUGUUUGCAUUAAAGUCACUUCAGUGAAA
Chiroxiphia lanceolata (lance-tailed manakin) is the source of this 3706-nucleotide messenger RNA. Its product is annotated as acyl-coenzyme A thioesterase 1-like. Bases 1064 to 2323 code for a protein of 419 amino acids. Gene Ontology annotation, biological process: acyl-CoA metabolic process; fatty acid metabolic process. Gene Ontology annotation, molecular function: fatty acyl-CoA hydrolase activity. The record is from RefSeq and is a predicted model, not a curated record. NCBI's taxonomy places the organism in Eukaryota, Metazoa, Chordata, Aves, Passeriformes, Pipridae. The transcript has 4 exons.